GAAAAACAUUUUUUGGUGCAAAAAAAAAUAUUAAAAUCUAUUGAAAAAAAAAAUAAAAACAAUGUCCAACUCACGAAAGCAAUAUUUCCCGAAAACCCUGAACACCAACACCUGCGAGAGAUAUCCACGUCUAAGACACACGGAGUUCUAUCGCACACCAGAACCGCGACCCUCGGUUCAAAGCCAGAAGGCGGAACAUGACAAAGAUCGAUUAAAUCGUCUACCCAGUGCUGAGGCACCCGCACAAAGUCCUCGUAUCCAACCACCGCGAUACUCGGAAGAACGAGUACUUCGCGAUAGCUAUUUUUCCUAAAAUGCAGCAAAUGGGAGGUAAAAUAAUGAACAAAUCUUUUGCUAUGUGGAAUCGUGGAAAAUGCAAACAUUAUUGGGUUAUUUA
Molecule: messenger RNA, 397 nt
Organism: Drosophila guanche
Lineage: Eukaryota; Metazoa; Arthropoda; Insecta; Diptera; Drosophilidae
Exons: 2
Coding region: 62-313 (83 amino acids)
Source: RefSeq, a predicted model, not a curated record